Molecule: messenger RNA, 1680 nt
Organism: Penicilliopsis zonata CBS 506.65
Lineage: Eukaryota; Fungi; Ascomycota; Eurotiomycetes; Eurotiales; Aspergillaceae
Exons: 5
Coding region: 171-1544 (457 amino acids)
Biological process (GO): GDP-mannose biosynthetic process; carbohydrate metabolic process
Cellular component (GO): cytosol
Molecular function (GO): zinc ion binding; mannose-6-phosphate isomerase activity
Source: RefSeq, a predicted model, not a curated record
ACCUCAUUCAAGCAUCCAGCCAGGAAGACGGACAGGAGCCUUCCUCUGACUCUCCCAAGAGUUGUUUCUUGUUGACUUUACCACUAUCUACUCUUAAUUACACCCUGUCCUUCGCGGCGGGCUCUCCACUUUAGAUCGCUCCUCUAAUACUUUACCUUGAAUCACUCAACAUGCAGGUUCCAUUGUUUCGACUGCAGUGUGGUGUUAACAGCUAUGACUGGGGCAAGAUUGGCCACGAGUCGACCGCUGCGAAAUACGCAGCCACCACUGCUGUACCGAACUUCUCGAUCGAGGCAGAAAAGCCAUACGCUGAACUAUGGAUGGGAACACAUCCUUCACUUCCUUCCAAGGACCUCGAAACCCAGAGGACGUUGCUGGAUCUCGUACAAGAUAAUCUGGCCUUGAUGUCGACGGAGAUCAGCCAUCGGUACGGCGGCAAGCUUCCUUUUCUGUUCAAGGUGCUUUCAAUCCGGAAGGCACUCAGUAUUCAAGCGCAUCCGAACAAGAAGCUUGCAGAACAGCUGCAUGCUCGUGAUCCCAGAAACUACCCUGAUGAUAAUCACAAGCCCGAGAUGACGAUCGCCAUCACGCCCUUUGAAGGACUCUGUGGUUUCCGUCCGCUGGCCGAGAUCACUCAUUUCCUCCAGACUGUUAAGCCUCUCCGCGCCCUUGUUGGUGACCAGGCUGCCAGCGAAUUCGAGCAGACCGUGAAGGGGUCAGAGGAGGCGGAGGAUGAAAGCACGGUCCAAAAGAACAAGGAGGCACUCCGCAAACUCUUCACAUCGUUGAUGGAGUCUUCUCCAGAAGAUAUUGAGGCGGCUAGCAAGGACCUGAUCGCAGCGGCGGAGUCCUCCCCAGCAAGCUUUGCUGUCUCGAGCAGCAGUCCUGACAAAACCCCCAGCAAUCCAGAAGAACUCGCUGCAAUUACCGUGCGACUCAAUGGACAGUUCCCUAACGAUAUCGGUCUCUUCGUCUUCUUCUUCCUGAACUUCGUCACGCUGGAGCCGGGUGAGGCUAUGUUCCUCAAGGCCGAUGACAUCCACGCCUACAUCUCUGGCGACAUCAUCGAGUGCAUGGCCGCCUCUGACAACGUCGUCCGGGCUGGGUUCACUCCCAAGUUCAAGGACGUGAACACUCUCACCAGUAUGUUGACGUACUCUUAUGCUCCAAUCGAGGAGCAAAAGCUGGCGCCCACAGACUAUCCGUACGUGCUCCUAAAUGCACGUGCAUACUCCAGCGCAUCGUCCUCCGUCCUCUACGACCCGCCAAUCGAGGAAUUCAGCGUGGUGAAGACAGACCUGAACCGGUCAGGUGCCAAGGCCACGUUUGAUGGCAUCCCUGGCCCCAGUAUUUUCAUUUGCACCGGUGGCGAGGGAAAGAUUACGGUUGCAGACAAGACUGAAGUGGUCAAGGAGGGAUACGUCUUCUUCGUGGGCGCCACCGCAGAGUGUAUUGUCGAAAGCACUAGCGAUAACAGUGUCUUUACGACCUAUAAGGCGUUUUGCGAACUUACAGGAACAGAAGACCUUGCGAAUGGACAAUAGCCUCGGUACGAGAAGUCGAAGUGGAAUCAAGACAUAAUUUUAACUGGGUUAUAUGGCUUAAGCUCUAAAUAAUCAAUUUAUCUUAUUCUCUUCAGCCUGGCUUUAGAUGUAUCACACUAGUAAGUAUUAGAAGGCU